Molecule: messenger RNA, 591 nt
Organism: Aspergillus ochraceoroseus IBT 24754
Lineage: Eukaryota; Fungi; Ascomycota; Eurotiomycetes; Eurotiales; Aspergillaceae
Exons: 2
Coding region: 243-554 (103 amino acids)
Source: RefSeq, a predicted model, not a curated record
UUACAGAGGGGGAGGAAGUCGAGUCGGAGGGGAGGGAGGCGUUGAUCUGGGUUCCUGUUAUUCUCUCUCUCUCUCUCUCUCUCUCUCUCUCUCUCUCUCUCUCUCUCUGUGUGUGUGUGUGUGUAUGUGUGCAGAUAAAAGGGAACUUACAUCUUCAAAUACCCAUUCUUUAAAUAUCGGCGUGCUUGCCGUCUCGCUGUUCCAUCGGACAGAGAGCUGCUUGGGCUGUUGGGGAAGAAAGUAUGCGGCGGCUAGUUGGAAGGUCUUGGGGCGUGUUGCGAUCUGAGUCGCCUUGGUUGAUCGUAGAAGAUGAGCUGUUCCGAAUGUCCGGGUGGAGAGCUGCUUCUGGGCUACGCUUUCGGUGGGAGACGAUUGUUUUGCGGCGCGGGAGACCAGGGACGCGAUGCGUCCGGGCUGUCGAAGGGAGGCCAUUUUGUAUAUGUGCAAAGCCCCGGAAUCUUUUGCCUCGGGUGAUGUCAGUGUCGACAGCCUCACCGCUUCCAUUUGCCAUCAUAACGAAGUUAAGAGUGCCAUGCUUGGAUUUCCUAUCCUGAAUUGCCAUCUAAAAAACUAAUUACCUCUCUAUACAUC